This is a messenger RNA of Fraxinus pennsylvanica, 2904 nucleotides long. Lineage: Eukaryota; Viridiplantae; Streptophyta; Magnoliopsida; Lamiales; Oleaceae. The record is from the annotation of a GenBank genome assembly.
AUGGGUACUCUUAGGGUUCUCUUUCUCCUUCUCUCUCUGUCUCUGCUUCUUCUUGUCAAUGUCUCCACAGCCCAGAUGCCAGGUUUUUUAAGUCUGGACUGUGGAGGUAAUAAUAACUUUACUGAUGAGCUAGGUCUUCAAUGGACCUCAGAUUAUCAGAUGAUCAGAGGAGAAACAGCUAACAUAUCUGUGGCAAAUGAGACGAGAACACAAUAUACAACGGUGAGAUAUUUCCCGGCAGAUAACAAUAAGUAUUGCUACACACUUGGUGUCAUUAGCAGGACCAGGUACCUUGUAAGAGCGACUUUCUUGUAUGGGGACUUCGAUAACAAUGAAGUAUAUCCAAAGUUUGACAUUUCCUUUGGGCCAACUCAUUGGGCUACAAUUGUCAUUUCUGAUGCCAAUACGAUAGAGUCUCAAGAGUUAAUAUUUCUGGCUAGUGAUCCCACCAUCAGCAUUUGUUUGUCCAAUGCUACAACUGGACAGCCUUUUAUAUCUACCCUCGAGCUCCGGCAAUUUAAUGGUUCUGUCUAUAUGAACCAAUUUGAGAACGAGUUCUUCCUUAGUGUGUCAGCAAGAAUAAACUUUGGUGCAGAAAGUAACGCUCCUGUCAGGUAUCCAGAUGACCCAUUUGAUAGAAUAUGGGAGUCUGACUCUGUGAAGAAAGCCAACUACCUUGUUGAUGUUGCUCCUGGAACUGAAAAGAUAUCUACCGACAAGCCAAUUGAUGUUAGCAGUAACGAAAGACCACCUCAGAAGGUGAUGCAGACAGCUGUAGUUGGAAGAAAUGGAUCCUUGACAUACCGAUUGAACCUAGAUGGUUUUCCAGGUUUUGGUUGGGCAUUCUCCUAUUUCGCGGAAAUUGAAGAUUUGAGUUUAAGUGAUACUAGAAAAUUCCGAUUUGUACUGCCUGGCAACCCUGAUCUCAGCAAGGCAAUCGUAAAUAUCCAAGAGAAUGCCCAAGGAAAUUAUCGUCUUUACGAGCCAGGAUAUUACAACAUAUCUCUCCCAUUUGUGCUGUCAUUUAGAUUUGGGAAGACAUCCGAUUCUACUAUGGGCCCUCUCUUGAAUGCAAUGGAAAUAAACAAGUAUCUGAAAAGGAGUGAUGGCUCUGUAGAUGGACCAGUUAUUGCGGCUGUAACCUCUGCUUAUUCAUGGGCAGAGUGGGCAAAAGAAGGUGGCGACCCAUGCCUUCCAGUUCCAUGGUCUUGGGUUCAAUGUAAUUCUGAUCCCCAACCAAGUAUAGUAACAAUUAAAUUAUCAGGGAAGAAUUUGACUGGGGGAAUUCCUUUGGCUUUGACAAAGUUGAACAGUUUAGUAGAGUUAUGGCUUGAUGAGAAUUCACUAUCUGGUUCGAUUCCUGAUUUUUCUGGAUGCUCAAACUUGAAAAAAAUACAUCUUGAAAAUAAUCAACUGACUGGCGAGCUGCCUUCCUCCUUGGCAAAUUUACCAAAUUUGAAAGAAUUGUAUGUUCAGAACAAUGUGUUGUCUGGAAGAGUGCCAUCUGGACUUCUUGAUAAGGAUCUGAUUUUAAACUAUACAGGAAACAUAAAUCUCCACAAAGGGGGCAGCGGAGGGCACCGCAAGAAAAUUAUUAUAGGAUCAUCAGUAGGGGCUGCGGUUCUGCUCAUUGUUACUAUUACCUCUUGCAUCCUACUGUGGAAGGGAAAAAAGAAUCGUCCUAAACGAGAUAAACAGCUCCUCUCUUCCUUCGAUGGUGCCGGGACAGAAGCUGCACAUUGCUUCACAUUAUCUGAGCUUGAAGAGGCUACAAAUAACUUUGAGAGAAAAGUUGGCUCGGGAGGCUUUGGAGUCGUAUAUUAUGGGAAAUUGAAACAUGGAAAGGAAAUUGCAGUCAAAGUUUUGACUAAUGAUUCCUUCCAGGGAAAGCGAGAAUUUUCGAACGAGGUGGCUCUUCUUUCAAGGAUCCAUCACAGAAAUCUAGUACAUUUUCUUGGAUAUUGCCAAGAAGAUGGAAAAGAUAUUCUCGUAUACGAGUUCAUGCAUAAUGGGACUCUAAAGGAACACCUAUAUGGGCCUUUGACACGUGAAAGAGGUAUUAGUUGGAUCAAGCGCCUUGAGAUUGCGGAUGAUGCUGCAAAAGGAAUUGAGUACCUACAUACUGGUUGUGUUCCAUCAAUCAUCCACCGGGAUCUGAAAACAAGCAAUAUUCUUCUUGACAAGAACAUGAGAGCUAAGGUUUCAGAUUUUGGUCUUUCAAAACUUGCACUAGAUGGAGCUUCCCAUGUCUCAAGCAUAGUUCGAGGAACUGUCGGUUAUCUGGAUCCUGAGUAUUAUAUCUCCCAGCAGUUGACGGAUAAAAGUGAUGUCUACAGCUUCGGAGUCAUUCUCCUCGAGCUUAUAUCUGGUCAAGAAGCAAUUUCUAAUGUGAACUUUGGAGUUAAUUGCCGUAAUAUAGUCCAAUGGGCGAAAUUGCACAUUGAGAGUGGUGACAUACAGGGAAUCAUCGACCCAACUUUGCACGAAUAUGACAUCCAGUCUAUGUGGAAAAUAGCCGAGAAGGCAAUGAUGUGCGUUCAACCCCACGGUAGCAUGAGGCCGUCAAUGUGUGAAGUUAUCAAGGAGAUUCAAGAUGCCAUUGCAAUUGAAAGAGGAUCAGCUGCUAAACAAGUUAGUUCAGAUGAAAUCUCUAGGCACUCUGUUCAUUCUUCUCUGAAUAUGGGAUCGCUCGACCUUGGUGCUAAUAGACUGAAUCCCAUUCCCAAUCUCUCAUCUCAAUCGUCUCCUCUCUUCCCAUUUCUCCACCCUCCGAUCUCCCAAUUCGCUCUCCUCUUCUCCCUCCCAAAUACAAAUACACCCCUUUUGAGUACCGGGUUUUGGAGGUAUGGCGGAUGCUGGCAAGCAGGGACUGCUGCCGGGGAGUCCUGGCGGCGGCAGCCAUGA